GUCGUAUGCUUUAUGCAUUUUACUUCCUAUAAAAGCAGAACAAAUAUGAGACAUUAAAGAAAUUAUAGCAACACACCUGUUCAUCUUGCAGCUUCAGCAUCCUUCAGCAUCAGGAUGAAUCCCCAAGUUAGCCAAUGGUGUGUCUCAGCCAAGCCUUUUUUUGCUGUGGUGUUCUUGCAGUUUGGGCUUGCAGGAAUGGACAUCCUGUCUAAAGCAGCUCUGAACCAAGGAAUGAGCAACUAUGUUCUUGUUGUUUACCGCCAUGCAGUUGCCACAAUUGUUAUAGCUCCUUUUGCAUUGAUUUUUGACAAGAAGGUCAGACCAAAGAUGACAAUUCCAAUCUUUGCCAAGUUAAUGAUCCUCAGCUUGCUAGAGCCUGUGAUUGAUCAGAACUUAUAUUUCUUGGGAAUGAAGUACACAACAGCAACUUUUGCAGCUGCCAUGUGCAAUAUUCUCCCUGCCAUCACCUUUGUAAUGGCUUGGAUCCUCAGGCUAGAGAAGGUUAAAAUCAAAAGCAUCAGAAGCCAAGCUAAAUUGGUGGGAACAAUAGCAACAGUAGGAGGAGCCAUGAUAAUGACACUGAUAAAAGGCCCAAUUCUGGAGCUAUUCUGGGUGAAACAGAGAGCAGAUCAUGCACAACAAAGGAGCGAUAUCAGCCUUCAACACACAAUCAAAGGUUCAAUUAUGAUCACAAUUGGGUGCUUCAGCUGGGCCUGCUUCAUGAUUCUUCAGGCAAUCACUUUGAAAGCUUACCCAGCUGAGCUUUCUCUCACGGCUUGGAUCUGCCUGCUGGGCACAGCGGAGGGCACUGUGUUGGCUUUGGUGAUGGAAAGAGGAAACGCCGCCGUUUGGUCUAUUGGUUGGGGAACCCAAUUGCUCGCUGCCGUUUAUAGUGGGAUAUUUUGUUCAGGGCUUGCUUAUUACAUUCAAGGAUUAGUGAUGAAAGACAAAGGUCCUGUGUUUGUCACUGCCUUUAGCCCAUUGAGUAUGGUCAUCGUCGCUAUCAUGAGCUCCUUCAUUUUGGGCGAACGUCUUUACUUUGGCAGGAUACUUGGAGCUGGGGUGAUAAUUGUGGGACUAUAUCUUGUUGUUUGGGGGAAAAAUAAAGAUGGGAAUUCCUCAAAUGAAGACUUGAAAUUGCCCAUCAAACAAACAACAGAGAUGCAAGAAAGUUCAUCAUCAGUUCAAGAACUUAAUUCUGUUGAUUCAAACAAUGAGCAAAAAUCAUGAAAUUGGAACCCAAAACCUUAUGAAUCAUCUUUGAUUUCCUGAAUUUUUCUGAAUAAUUUUCAGAAAAUUAGGGUUUUUAUUAGGAUUCUUCGGGUCGGGUGCAAUGUUAUGGAAAGAUAACGAUGAAUGAAAAACAAACUUUGGUAUUUAAUA
Messenger RNA from Cucurbita moschata (crookneck pumpkin), 1383 nucleotides. RefSeq names its product WAT1-related protein At2g37460-like. Gene Ontology annotation, cellular component: plasma membrane. Bases 115 to 1230 code for a protein of 371 amino acids. Gene Ontology annotation, molecular function: transmembrane transporter activity. Lineage: Eukaryota; Viridiplantae; Streptophyta; Magnoliopsida; Cucurbitales; Cucurbitaceae. The record is from RefSeq and is a predicted model, not a curated record. The transcript is spliced from 7 exons.